AUGAGACUGCAGGAGAUGAUCUGCCCUCAACAUGAGAAACUGCUGGAGAUUUACUGUCUCACUGAUGAACACUGUAUAUGUUAUCUGUAUACAAUGGAUGAACACAAAAACUAUGAGACUGUAUCAGCUGCAGCACAGAGGACUGAGAAAGAGGAACAGUUGAAGGAAACUUGAAGAAAAUAGCAGAAGCAGCUUUAGGAGCUGAGAGAGGCUGUAAAGUCUCACAAGCGCUCUGCACAGACAGCAGUAGAGGACAGUGAGAGGAUCUUUACUGAUCUGAUCCGCUCCAUUGAGAGAAGCCGCUCUGAGGUGACACAGCUGAUCAGAGAUCAGGAAAAGGCUGCAGUGAGUCGAGCUGAAGAACAACUGAAGCGACUGGAGCAGGAGAUUGAAGAUCUGAGGAGGAGAGAUGCUGAGCUGGAGCAGCUUUCACACACAUACCAUCACAUCCAUUUCCUCCAGAUUCUCAUCAGUUCACUCUGGAUAUAA
This is a messenger RNA of Sinocyclocheilus grahami, 489 nucleotides long. Its product is annotated as tripartite motif-containing protein 29-like. The record is from RefSeq and is a predicted model, not a curated record. Gene Ontology annotation, molecular function: zinc ion binding. NCBI's taxonomy places the organism in Eukaryota, Metazoa, Chordata, Actinopteri, Cypriniformes, Cyprinidae.